CUCUGCUUCACCUUUAUACCUGGGGUCCCGCGGCAGCUCUUACUCCCCUCUUCCACUCCAUCUGUCCUGUGUCUUCAAGUGUGCGGAGAACUGCCUGGAGGUGACUUGAAUAGCUGCUCAGCAUGGCUGACGAUAAAAUAGGAGGGGCUGAGAGACGGGGUUCUCUCUUCAACACUGCCAAAGACAGUAAACAGUUCACGGACAAUGUCACCGGAGAGAUCAAGAACCCUCUCACGGAAGUGCCCAAGGACCAGCUGCUCGAGGAUGUACGCAACUUUGCCCACCAGCACGGCCUGCAGGAUAUCAUCCCCUUGCUCGAAAAGGGCGCUCUAGUCGCGCAGAACCCAAGGGACUUUGAGUCCUUGCCUGAGCUGGACGAAGAUGACCGUAUCUGUCUGCGCGAAGAGGUAACGCAUCGCUGGAAACUCCCCUGGGGCCUGUACUAUACGAUCUUCCUCAACUCCAUUGCUGCCGCCAUCCAGGGAUGGGAUCAGACAGGAUCAAAUGGAGCAAAUCUUUCGUUUCCUAUCGAGUUUGGUAUUCCUGACAAUCCAGCCCACUGCCCUACUGAUGCGAUCUGUGAGAGGAAUGCAUGGAUCGUUGGUUUCGUCAACUCCAUCCCCUAUAUCUCCAUUGCUCUUUUUGCUGGCUGGCUAUCUGACCCUAUUAACGAUUUGAUCGGUCGCCGAGGAACUAUCUUCAUAGCGGCCGUCUUUUCCUUGCUCGCACCUAUCGGAUCCGCUCUUACUCAGAACUGGGGUCAGCUCGUUGCCUGCCGUAUCCUUCUCGGAAUAGGCAUGGGUCUAAAGGAAGUUACCGUACCCGUAUUCUCCGCCGAAAAUACCCCUGCCAACGUGCGAGGAGGUCUGGUCAUGUCCUGGCAGGUCUGGACCGCGUGUGGCAUCUUCCUCGGCACUAUCGCUAAUUUGGCUGUCGUCAAUACUGGAAGAAUCGCCUGGAGACUGCAGCUAGGCUCCGCCUUCAUCCCGGCUGUCCCACUGGUGAUUGGCAUCUACUUCUGCGCUGAAUCUCCCCGCUGGCUGUUGAAGAAGGGCAAGGUUGCCAAGGCAUACCGAUCAUUGCUGAGGUUGAGAAACACUCCUCUACAAGCUGCUCGAGAUGUCUACUUUAUUCAUGCCCAGCUUGAGCAUGAGCGUGCCUUGCUGGUGGAGACCGGUCUGAUCAAGACGGACAACUUCUUCACCCGAUUCAUUGAGCUUUUCACUAUCCCCCGUGUUCGUCGUGCCACUCAGGCCUCUGGAGUUGUCAUGAUUGCCCAGCAGAUGUGCGGAAUCAACAUCAUUGCCUUCUAUUCGUCUACUAUCUUCGAGCGAGCUGGUGCCAACAACAUCACUGCUCUGCUGGCCUCCUUCGGCUUCGGUCUCGUCAACUUUGUCUUUGCCUGGCCGGCCGUCUGGACUAUCGAUACCUUUGGGCGUCGUGGUCUUCUUCUCUUCACUUUCCCCAAUAUGUUCUGGACCUUGCUUGCAGCAGGCAUGUCCUUUUAUAUACCCGAAAGCAGCCCUGCACAUCUCGGCCUUAUCGCCACAUUCAUAUACCUCUUUGGCGCCUUUUACUCGCCUGGAGAAGGACCGGUCCCCUUUACGUAUUCGGCUGAGGUCUUCCCUCUCUCCCACAGAGAAGUUGGCAUGGCCUGGGCUGUUGCCACGAAUAACUUCUGGGCCGCCGUCCUGGCACUCACCUUCCGUCGUCUGGACCUUGCCCUGACCACCCCCGGAGCAUUCGGAUUCUAUGCCGGGCUAAACGUCAUUGCCCUAGUCAUGAUCUUCCUAUUCCUAUACGAGACCAAGCAGCGCACACUCGAGGAACUAGACUAUGUCUUUGGCGUUCCCACACGGACUCAUGCGAAGUACCAGCUCACCAAGGUCUUGCCGUGGUGGAUCAAGCGGUACAUAUUCCAGCGCAAGCAUGCUGUGUGUCCAGAACUGUACCAUCUGGACAGCAUUCGCGAGCAGCCUGCCGAGCACGACGGUGUCAAGCAGGUAUAAGCGAUUUACCGGCAAUUCUAGGGGAGCUUAGAAGUGGUUCAGUGGGGGGUAAAGGCAUGGCAGCUGAUACUGUAUGAAGCGAGUUGAAUGAAUUGAUUGGAUCUGGUUCUCACUGUAGUUAUGGAUUUGAUAUCUCAACGAGAAACGAACAAAGACACGAAUUUGAUUACCUCUUUUUAUAUACUCCUACCAGCCUGCAGGAUGCAUCUUCGUACACUAUGCCUGAUCUGUAUAUACACAAGGCCAGAUCUCUCCUCCGCUUAACCGGAGACAGGGACAGGGACAGGGAUAAGCAGGGAGUUUAUCAACUUCUCCACACGCCAAUUUGUUUCUUCAGCGAGCAUAGUUACUCCUGCAGCUUCAUGGCUUCAG
Molecule: messenger RNA, 2381 nt
Organism: Trichophyton rubrum CBS 118892
Lineage: Eukaryota; Fungi; Ascomycota; Eurotiomycetes; Onygenales; Arthrodermataceae
Exons: 6
Coding region: 123-2009 (628 amino acids)
Biological process (GO): transmembrane transport
Cellular component (GO): membrane
Molecular function (GO): myo-inositol:proton symporter activity
Source: RefSeq, a predicted model, not a curated record